CCUCCUUCGUUAGCCGAAGCUGGUGAAACUAAGCCUGCUGAACGAGCCGAUAUACCAUGGCAAGCUCACGAAACGACUCAUCUAUGUGCAAAACUGCACAACGAAGGAGAAUUCCUCAUCCAGGACAGCGAGAAUGAGGACUCUGUGAUUCUCUCCGUUUUCAAAGAUGGUGUUCGCGACUUCCUGAUCACGAUUGAAUACACUGACGAUGGAGCUCGGUUCAGAGUGGGCGCGAUGCGUUUCGAAUCGCUUAGCGAGUUGACCUUUCAACUAAAAUUCAUUACUUGCGGCGAUGAGACCAUCCGGCUUGGAACAGCUAUUUACCGCCAUGAGAGCUUCGGACGAUUCGGCGCCCACAGCUUUGUAGAAGAGAAAUCUCGGGUCGCCCUUAGAACUGUAUUGCCUUUGCCUGAAUUGAAGCUGAAAUCCGUGGUGGUGGCGUUGAAGAAGGAAAUCGUGCAUCAUGGAAUUGACAAAGAAUUGGAGCAGCUCAUAUUGCUAAAACACAGGAACCUUGUUCCCUUACUCGAUUUCGCCUUCUACUCCCUUCGUGAUCCCGUGAUCCUUCGCUAUGAGGCUCAUGAUGCUCUUUCCCUUCACGAAGUUAUCAGAAAGGAGUCGUUCAUCAAGCCAGCGAAGACGCUGAAGUGGAUCUACCAGGCUGCCUUCGCUUGCGUAUUAUUUGGCUCUUAA
This is a messenger RNA of Ostertagia ostertagi, 693 nucleotides long. The record is from the annotation of a GenBank genome assembly. Lineage: Eukaryota; Metazoa; Nematoda; Chromadorea; Rhabditida; Trichostrongylidae.